AUGGAAGAAGAUAAGGGAAAAUAUCCUCUUACCAAUCAACUUCAUUACACCAGAAAUCCAAAACAUCCAAUUCCUCACAAUUAUAUUGUUGAAACUCAAUAUGGAAAAGCAAACCAUAUUGUAAAAUGUUCAAUUAAUUAUGUGGAAGGAAAACCUUUAUUUAAAGUCAACUUUGGAGAAAAUUUUGCGAAAGAUGAAUUUUGUGAAUAA
Molecule: messenger RNA, 210 nt
Organism: Rhizophagus irregularis DAOM 181602=DAOM 197198
Lineage: Eukaryota; Fungi; Glomeromycota; Glomeromycetes; Glomerales; Glomeraceae
Source: RefSeq, a predicted model, not a curated record